Messenger RNA from Rhipicephalus sanguineus (brown dog tick), 4243 nucleotides. It is a transcript of the gene MED23, whose product is annotated as mediator of RNA polymerase II transcription subunit 23. Gene Ontology annotation, biological process: regulation of transcription by RNA polymerase II; positive regulation of gene expression. Lineage: Eukaryota; Metazoa; Arthropoda; Arachnida; Ixodida; Ixodidae. Bases 185 to 4204 code for a protein of 1339 amino acids. The record is from RefSeq and is a predicted model, not a curated record. The transcript is spliced from 34 exons. Gene Ontology annotation, cellular component: mediator complex; transcription regulator complex.
CCGCGGCUCAACCAUCAUCGACAUCGCGAAAAUAUCCUUUUCAAUGGUGGCUGGCGGUGCCGGUGUUCUUGAUUUGUGUCAACUAUUACGCGUUGAUGGGUCUCGUUCGAAGCAUGAGAGCUAACGGGAUCACUCCGAUUGCAGUAUAGCCAAAGUACAGCACUGUCGGGAACGAUCACCGGUGAUGGCAGCCGUGGAAGUGCAGGUGACGCGCUACGUCGACAAUGUUUUGCAAAAUGACACGCUGGAGGAAGUGUUCAACUGCUUCAUUAUCCACUCGCAAGAAGUACAAGAAUUCAAGGAGAGGACUUAUCAGGAGGACAUCAAGACCCUAUUUUCUGGCAUCGCACAGGAAUCGCUGGAUGCUGCAUUGAAGCAGUAUGUCUCACUGGUCUCCAACUUGAGCAAUCACCGCCAGAUGCAGACCUUGUUGUCUCUCCUACACCAUGCAGUCACUGUGGGCGUUGUUCAGCCAAAACCUGUGUGCGAUGCGCUCUUGGCCACCGACAAAUUCCACUACACUGCGGAAGAGUAUUGGUGCCAGUCGUUGUGUCUCAUUCAGAAGAUUGUGGCUGGAAUCGACUACAAGGGUGUUCGUGACCUCUUGAAGGCAAUAUUUGAUAAGGCACUUUCGAUACCUCCGACAGUAAACAUAUCCAUGAUGAGGCAGCUGAACACAAUCAGCGGGGUAUUGGAGCACAUUUUCGACCGCAACGCUGCUCUGCUACCGAGCUACCUGAUCUUUGAUGACGUCCAGAAGCGGUUGGCGUCAAAGACAAACUGGCCACACUGGAAAUUUGCCAAACUUGUCUCUGACUUUGUGGACAGCUUCCAGCCCUGUGCCCAAAUGGUGACCAUCGUAGGUCGUUCCAAACUUCGGCCUGUCGUGGGCCAUUCUGGAACGUGCUGCACUGUCUGGAAGCUUGACCCCAACACGGCCAAGUUUACAAUGAAAGGACAGCUGCCUUACAGUGCGGAGGUCCAGCAGCCCCAGACGGAGCUCCUCAGGUAUGUGCUGGAGCAGCCAUACUCGAGGGAGAUGGUGUGCAGCAUGUUGGGUCUCACAAAGCAGCAAAAGCAGCGCUGUCCGGUGCUGGAGCAAGAACUGGUGGCGCUUGUCGUCCGGGCUAUGGAGAAGUCGGAACAGGAAGGUCCCGAGGAACCCAUCGAGCUCUUCUGGCAGAACCUAUCGAGCCAGCUCAUCUACUUCGUGCUCUUCCAGUACGCGAACUUCCCGCACAUGGUGCUUGCAUUGCACGACCAGCUGGUUGGCAAGAACCUGCGCAAGGGCAGGGACCAUCUGAUGUGGGUUCUACUGCAGUUCAUCUCUGGAAGCAUCACCAAGAAUCCGCUCAACGAUUUCCUGCCGGUGAUGAAACUGUACGACCUGUUGUACCCGGAGAAGGAGCCGCUGCCGUUUCCAGACGUGACCAAGCCGCACUGCACUCGUGCACUGGCCAUUACGUCCAUCUGGGUGCACCUGACCCGUAAGGCACAGCUGGAAAAAGUGCGGCUACAACGGCCCCUGCCACAUGCGUUGGCCACACACCUCGAGUACCUGCAACAACCCUUCGUGUCAAAUACAACUCUCAGCUUUGGAAGUGAUUACUGGAUCUCGCUUCUCUGCAAUGCAUACAGCACGAAUCAGGAGUACUUCAUGCGCCCCAUGGGAAUACUGGCUGAGGCCAUCCAGUGCAGUCAGCGCAACCAGGGUUCCAUGUCAUCGUCGAAUUCCAACACGCCUAACCCAACGCACCCACUGGGCAUGAAUGUGCUUGACUCGUUAACAGUUCACACCAAAAUGAGCCUGAUCCACAAUGUGGUGACUCACGUAAUGAAGAUUCCGCAAGCAAAGUCGACAGUCUCCCUUACGCCAGCACUCAUAGAAACCUACAGCCGUCUGCUGGUGUACAGCGAGAUCGAAUCGCUUGGGAUCAAGGGCUUCAUCAAUCACCUUCUGCCGACGGUAUUCCGUCAGCAGGCGUGGGGCAUCCUGCACACGCUGCUGGAGAUGUUCAGCUACCGUCUUCACCACAUUCAGCCGCACUACCGUGUCCAGCUGCUGUCGCACCUGCACAGCCUGGCCGCCGUGCCGCAGACCAAUCAGACGCAGCUGCACCUCUGUGUCGAGAGCACUGCCCUCAAGCUGAUCACCGGCCUUGGCAGUGCGGAAGUCCAACCACAGCUGUCUCGCUUCCAGACCGAGCCCAAGACACUGCUCUCCUCCGAGUCGGAGGAACUGAACAAAGCACUCAUUCUGACACUUGCCAGAGCAAUACACAUCACAGGGUCCGAGUCUCUCUCCAUGGUGUGGUGCAAGGAGCUGCUGACCACUGCAAUGCAGAGCACGCCGCACAGCUGGUCGAGCCUGACUCUGCUCAGCUUUCCCCACAGCCUGUCUGAGUUCUUCCAGCAGCACCAAGCGCAGCGGGAGAACAAGACCCAGCUCAAGCGUUCCGUCGAGGAGGAGUACCGCAAGUGGAAGACAAUGAGCAACGAGAAUGAUAUCAUCGCACACUUUUCUCAGCAGGGGACGCCGCAUCUGUUUUUGUGCCUUCUGUGGAAGAUGCUGCUGGAAAACGACCGCAUUAGCCCACUGGCUUACAAAAUUUUGGACAGGAUUGGUGCUCGUGCCUUAUCUUCGCACCUGAGAACAUUUGCAGACUUUCUGGUCUUCGAAGUAUCCAAUUCAGUUGGAGGACAGCAUGUUAACAAGUGCAUUGAUGCCCUAAAUGACCUGAUUUGGAAGUAUCAUGUCAUCUCACUGGACCGGCUAAUCCUUUGCCUGGCACUUCGAAGCUUUGAAGGCAAUGAAAUCCAGGUGUGCUUCUUCAUCAUACAAAUGCUGCUGAUCCGACCGUCGGAGUUCAAGAACCGAGUUCUGGAUUUUGUCUUGGACAAUUCCCCAGAGCAUUGGAAGCAAACGGACUGGCAUGAGAAACACUUGGCAUUUAACAGGAAAUACCCGGAGAAGUUCUAUUUUGAGGGCCUGCAGGACCUGAGUGGACAGAGCCAGCAGCACACCUACCUGCCUGUUUACUUUGGAAACAUCUGUCUGCGUUUCAUUCCGGUGAUGGACAUAGUCAUCCACCGUUUCUUAGAGCUCUACCCCGUGGCCACCAUCUCGGUCGAGUCUAUUCUUGAUCACCUAGGCUGUCUGUACAAGUUUCACGACCGGCCACUGACGUACCUGUACAACACCCUCCACUACUAUGAGCAGAAGCUGAAGGACAGGCCACCUCUUAAGAAGAAACUGGUUGCUGCCAUCACCGGGUCACUCAAGGACAUCCGGUCAGGUAAUUGGGCUCUGAGUGAAGCCUACCUUAACUACCUGCAGCGGCCAACAGAGGACACUGCCUGGAUACCGGACCUUGAUUAUUACAUCGGACUCGUGGGGCGAAUGGCUGACACUGUUGCUGGGAGGUCUCCAUUCCCACACACAGACUGGCGUUUUAAUGAGUUUCCCAAUCCGGCUGCCCAUGCCUUGCAUGUAACGUGCAUUGAGUUGAUGGCAUUGCCCAUCUCUGCAGCUGUGGUCGGGAAUGCCUUGCUGGAUGUUGUGCUCAAAGGGCACACGGUACUCCUACGUAGCAGCAUAGAAAACUGGAUGAAUGCCAUUGGGCUGAUUCUUACCGCGCUCCCUGAGCCGUACUGGGCUGUGCUCAACGACCGAAUCCUGGCAGCUUUGCAAGGACCUCAUCUGGCCACAUCCUCUGGCAGCAAGCAGAGCAUCUUCCAGCUUCUCAGUUUCUCCUCCAAUCACAGCAGCAUCACUGAAGUGCAGUGUUGCUACCUGAUGGCACUGGUGCAUGCUGUCUGGUACCACGCCAGUGUUGGCCAGAUCAGCCAGAUUCCACAGAUCAUGCGUGACCGGUUCAAGCCUGUGGUGAAAACCGAGGAGCAGUUCCUUUUCCUGUGCCAUCUGGUGGCCCCAUUCUUCCAGCGUAUGGGAAGUGAGAGGUCGCGGAUUGUGAUGGACAUCACCAUGGAGCUGUACGAAAUGCUGGAGAAUGUUGAUAAGAACUGUGAGCAGCUGAAUUACAUUGACCAGAUUACUGAUCUCCUGUACCACAUCAAGUACAUGUUCACUGGUGACUCCAUCAAGACGGAAAUAGAGAGGAGCAUCCGCAACCUGCGACCGGCGUUGCAACGUAGGCUGCGCUUCAUCACGCACCUCAACAUUGAGGAGACGGCUGCGACGUGAACCUCUGCUUUCAUCACUGUAAGAGACACUAAGAGGGAA